AUGCAUAUCCAGUCCAGUGUUGAUAUCCAAGUUUCAUUCUCGAGCAAAAUAGAUGAUGAUGACCUGAAGAUCGUCAAUGCCCUUGAGCAUCGAAAUCAAAAAGUCAUCAAUGCUGUCUCCAUAUAUCGAAAGCACGUGUCAAAUACAGUUAAAACUGGUCUUCGGGAGGAAAAUGUGGACAAGCGCCGGAAAAAGCUCGACGAAUUCUCGCUCUGUGCGGAUUUGCGUGACAUUUCAACGGAUCUCGAAGCUUCACAUACCACUUGUCUUCAUCGGGUCAUUCAAAAAAUUAGCCAAGCAUUACAGGUUAUUGUCGAUGAAAAGGUACUGUCUAGAUUUCUUUUCGGCUAUAUUCUGAAAUUUUUCUAG
Molecule: messenger RNA, 369 nt
Organism: Cooperia oncophora
Lineage: Eukaryota; Metazoa; Nematoda; Chromadorea; Rhabditida; Trichostrongylidae
Source: the annotation of a GenBank genome assembly